AUGGCAGCCUUGAGCUUGAAGUGUGACAUAUGCGGCGUUGCACUGCGGUCUGUGGCCGAGGCGCAGGCCCACGGGGAUGCAACGGGGCACGCCGCAUUCUCCGAGUCCACCGAGGCGGUGAAGCGGCUGGUGUGCCGGGAGUGCGGCAAGGCAUGUCGCUCCUCUAACGAGUGGGACCUGCACAGCAAGCGAACGGGGCAUGCAGAGUUCGAUGACAAGGUGGGCGGCCAGGGAAUACUGUCAGCCGGGGAGGCACCGUGCCCUCUGAUCAACCAAAACGGUCAGCCGGCGGGGGGUGGCAGCCAAGCGGAGGAGCUGGUGCCGGCAGAAGUGAAUGCGGACCUGCUGAAGCAGAUGGAGGAGAUGGGCUUCCCGGCGGCGCGCGCCACGAGGGCGCUGUACCACAGCGGCGGCGAGAACCUGGAGGCUGCGGUGGGUUGGCUGGAGGAGCACCAGGGAGACGCAGACCUGGAUGAGCCGCUGCUGGUACCAAAGAGCCAGCCCAAGAAGAAGCUGUCGCCGGAGGAGGCCAAGGCGCAGGCGGCGGAGCUGGUCCGCAAGGUGCGAGAGCGGCGGGAGCGGGAGGAGAGGGAGACGGAGCGGCUGCGGGAGCAGGAGCGCAUCAGGGCGGGCAAGGAGCUGGCGCUGGCUGCCCGCCAGGAGGAGGAGCUGCGGCUGAAGCGCAUGGUGGAGGCGCGGCAGCGGGAGAAGGAGGAGGAGGAGCGGGCUCGUGCCAAGAUCAAGGCUAAGCUGGAGGAGGACCGGCGGGAGCGGCGGCGGCGGCUGGGGCUGCCCGAGGAGCUGACUGAGGAGGAGAGGGAGGAGGAGCGGCGCAAGGUGCAGGCCAAGGUGGAGGAGGAGAAGCGGCGGCGGCUACCCAUCAAGCCAGUGGAAGUGGGCGAGAAGAUGCGCACGCUGCUUGUGGACAUGAAGAAGGCGCACCCCGGGCAGGACGAUGCGCUCAAGACGUGCUGGCAGACGCUGCUCAAGAUGUGCGGCAACAUCUACGCCAACCCAGGCGAGGACAAGUUCCGCCGCGUGCGGCUGACCAAUCCCGCCAUCCAGCAGCGCGUCGCAGCUUUCACCGGCGCCGUCGACUUCCUACACCUGGCUGGCUUCCAGCGGGAUGCAGGCGGGGAGAACCUGGAGAUGCCGGCAGACAAGGUGGACCGUGCAGUGCUGGAGGUGGCAGGAGAGCAGCUGAAUUCCGCGCUCAACAACCCCUUCUUCGGCAUUCUGUGAGCCGUUGGGCGCAAUGAAUACAAGCGGAUAGGUGGCAUGGCAUGGCAUGUACAGCGGAUAGAAGGGGGAAAUGAAUCAGCAUGAUAGCUGCGAGAAAUCAAUGAUUAAUGGUAUGCUCUUGUGGAUGGAAUCAAUGGACGUGCAGCUCAAAACUCAGUGCAUCAACGAGCGGAACAAGUACCUGGUCACGGGGCUGGGGCUCAGCUGUGUGGCGCCCCACAGUACUCGCUGUGCAGCGCCGCCAGGUAGCGCCGCCCCUGGCGCGGCCCCAUGACGCUGUACAGGUGCUGCAGCGCGCCGCGGGCGCUGAUCUGGGCCAUCCUCAGCAUCGCCGCCUCGUCUCGGCCGCCCGCCACAAGCUCCAGCUCCAGGUUGCGAGGCAGGCAGUUGGCCGGGCAGCCAUCCUUGUGCUGCCACGCCUUGACGCUCAUGGCGGCGCUGCCGCCCAGCACACACUCCCGCCCAGUCCACUCCGCCAGGUGGGCGCGCCCGCCCUGCAGCCCCGCCGCCUCUGCGUACAGCCCGCCGCCGCCGCGGCGCUCGUCCCUCCAGGCAUGCGCCUCCCAGCGCGGCGCCAUACGCGGGUCCAGCAGCGCCACCACCUUGCGCCCGCUGCGCAGCACCCGCUCGCACAGCACGCCCUCCCCGUAGUGGUCCCGCACCGCCACCAGGUAGGCACGGCGGUCGUCGUCGCCCAACUCCUUCCACGGUCGAGGCAGUGAGGGCGCCUGGCGAGGAGCGAUGCGCUGCUUGCUACGGCUAUGUGUGGAGCUUCUCCCACCGGGGAUGCUGUUGCUGUCAGAUUCAUACUUGGCAAUGCCCGAGUUAAGUGCCUGCAUCAGCUGCUCCGCGGUGCCCAAGUCUGAAAGGCGCAGCCUCCUCUGCAGAUGCCGUGUACCUCUGAGAGGCACGGUAGGCCUUUUCCGGCUGCUGUUUUGUGAUCCCACUUGCGUGGUGUCAUUGGGGGAACAGGUGGUGUCCAAAGGAGCGGGAGAGGCGACUACCGCCUGCCGCCGGCGCCAGGGCACCCUGGUUGCUGGGCUCCUCUGUACCACCUGCCCAGUGUAGGGAGUGGUCUGCAAACGGGACUGCAUCUCAACAUACCAGGCCGAUAU
This is a messenger RNA of Chlorella variabilis, 2357 nucleotides long. RefSeq lists its product as hypothetical. The coding region runs from base 1 to 1242 and encodes 413 amino acids. NCBI's taxonomy places the organism in Eukaryota, Viridiplantae, Chlorophyta, Trebouxiophyceae, Chlorellales, Chlorellaceae. The record is from RefSeq and is a predicted model, not a curated record. The transcript is spliced from 17 exons. Gene Ontology annotation, molecular function: protein binding.